AAGCUAAGCUGAAGCAUCCCAACUGAUGUACCAGCAUAGUGAUUCCCUUGGCCCUGGGAUAGCUAAUAGGGUCUGGAACAGACGAAUUUCAGUAAGCAAGUUACCCAAGAGUGCUAGCUUCAGUUUGUACUGUGACAGGACAAGGGUUGGGAAGCACAGGAGCAGACACAGGAGACCCAUCAGGAACUGAGGGCGUUGGUUAGGAAGAGUGACAUACCUGAGUCACUUAGAAGAAGAAGCUACUGCGGGUAGGCUCACACACUCUCACUUGGAGCUCAACCUUUACAUUUGCCUUACCUUCCUCUCCACCUCCAUCCAAACCCCAAUCUUGUCCGGUCUAACUUCUGGAUAUUUACCUUAUUCUGUCUUCCCUUUUGCUUUCCGCUGACUGCAGUACAGCUGGAGCUCUCUUAUAAUGUAGCUUGAGGGGGACUUCCCUGGGGGUAAAGAAUCCACCUUCCAAUGCAGGGGACACAGGUUCGAUCCCUGGUCAGGGAACUAAGAUCCCACACGCCACAGGGUAGCGAAGCCUGCACACCUCAACUAGAGAGCCUGUGUGCCGCAAACUAUGAGCCCACGCACCGCAACAAAAGAUCCCGCGUGCCACAACUAAGACCUGAUGCAGCCAAAAAAAUUUUUUUAAAUAAAUAUUAAAGUAAAUAAAAUGUAGCUUGAACUACUAAUCACUUUGCUAGCUUCACUUCGUCAUACUCACAACAUCCAAGGAGAUCUUUCUGAAUUCCUGUGAAGAAGGUACCAUUUGUUGCUUCUUAGCACUACCUGCCUCCCCUGUCCCAUCUCUCCCAGCAUCCCCACCACACUAUUUGAUCUGAUCACAGCAAACCACACGGGCCUUGGAAUCUGCCAGUGUUCCAUGCAUUCUUUGUCUAGAAUUCUCUUACCCACUUGGCCUUUCUGACUUUGCCUAGCUCAGAUAAGCCCUCCAAGAAGAAUGAGCUCCCACAGUAUGAGCCUUGACAACAUCUAUAAAUACUACGUUGGACUUAUGUCUUCCUACCCAAAGAGUGAUUCUAAGGACAGGGGGCAUAUAUGACUCGUGACAGCAUUACCAAUGUCUAGCAUGAGUGAAUCUUUCUGGAUGGGAAGAAGAAAUAGUAUAAAAAUGUCAGUUCUCACUUUAUAGAUUCAACGCAUUCAAAAUUUCAGUAACGAUUCUAAGAUGAUUUAGAGGAAAAUAAUACAAAACAUUUCUAAAGGUCAUACAGACCAUUAAUAGAGGACUCUUACAAGAUACUACAGGAGAGUAUUCCUGCCUAAUAAUAAAACAUACAACAACAAAAAAGUAAAAACGACCUGGAUGAAAUUACCCUGAGGGUUAUUCAGACCCUAAAAGAAUUUACCAGGAGUAUCACAAAUCCAAGGAAUAUGAAUGAAUUAGUUAAUAAAUGGUGCUGAAAUUAUAGUUUACAACUGGAAAAGAACUUACAUCCCCAUUAUGCUAUAAACCAAAAUCCUAGAUAAACAUUAACAAUGAAAAUUUUUUAAAGCUCUGAAGGGGAGAAGAUGAAAUUGAAAAGGCUCAAAAGAAUGGAAAAUACACGUGACUAUAUAGAGACUUAAAGCUAUAAAAGGAAAAGGAUCAAAGUUUAAAAAAAUAUGGCAAACAGCCCAUAUAAAAUUAGAAUAAAAGUCUGGAUCAUCAUAAAGGGACCAAAGUCAUAACAAUUCACAAAAUAAGUAACUAAAAGUGGCAAGGGAUAUUUAACUUCACUACUAUUUAAAAGAGAAAAAAAAUCAAUGAAUUGCUAAUUAGUAGACAAAUUUUGAAAUAUGUGGUUAUGGUAUUAACAUCAUUCACACAAUGCCUGGUAAUGUUCAAAAUCUUUAGAGUGCUUAUAUGCGCCAGGUUCUGUUCUCAGUGCACUACAUACAAUACAGUACAACAGCAGCUCUGGGGUAGAUGCUGUUAUUUCACUUUACAGACGAGGAAACACACCCACAAAAGUAGCCAGAAGUACACAACUGGGAAAAGGGAGCUCCAAGGAUUCCAAGCAAGGCAAUCAAGUAAAUGCACAGUGAACGAACAGGUAAUUGAACACUUUGGGCUGUAUUUUAAUUCAGAACAAUCCUGUUUUUUUUAAAGAAGGGAUUCACUAACCCCUUACAGUUAAUAUAACCUAAGCGUAAGGAGUGUGUUGAGGGGAGGAUAAAACGAUUAUAGGGGGGAAAAAGCAAGGCGUAGGGGUGUUUGGUUCCUCAUUACUAGUUACACAAAAUUCUCAAAACUGCAAUGGGACAACCAUUUAAAGCCUUGUAACUAAGGACGAUCAUGAAGACUACAACGCCAGGAAAAAUGCUCGCAGUAGAAAAGAACAGGGACAAGAACGAGAAAAGGAGACGAGCACAACACAAACUAAGAAAUUAACAUUUAAAUUUUUAGAAUUUUUCACUAUACGCACUAAAUCUCAAAAAAUAUACUAAAAUAGUUUUCUUCCCUCACCCCCCAAAUCCUUUCAUUUAAUGAAACUUAACCACGUGUCAGGAACUGGGCUAAAUGCCUCACCACCAUCUCAUUCUUACAACAACCUGUGAAGCAGGAACUGUUAUCCUGUUUCACGGAUGAGCAAACUUAGGCUAAGACAAAGCGAAACUGCCUUGAGCUUCAGUUCCGGCUGCCGGGCUCCCGGAGCCAGCGCAACUGUCGCAGGCCGCCUCCCGGGAAACCGAGCUCGCCCCGCCCCGUCACCGGCCCACUUCCGCCCCUGCGCACUGGGGCUCUGGCGGACCGCGCUGUCUGGACGUGAUGGCAGCUUCCCGCUUACCCCCAGCGACGCUAACGCUAAAGCAGUUCGUGAGAAGGCAACAAGUUCUCCUCCUCUACAGAAGGAUUUUGCAGGCAAUUCGGCAAGUUCCAAAUGAUUCUGAUCGCAAAUACCUGAAGGACUGGGCAAGGGAAGAAUUCAAAAGAAACAAAAGUGCCACCGAAGAGGAUACAAUCCGGAUGAUGAUUACUCAAGGCAAUAUGCAGCUCAAAGAGUUAGAAAAAACACUUGCUUUAGCCAGAUCUUAACUACAGCAUUAUUCUGAAAGGUUUUCAAAGUCUCCAUGUGUUUAGUUGAGCUUAGGCUCAACAGUGGGUAGCCCAAAGCCAAGUGAAACUAUCUGUACAUAGAGCCCUUGAGCAAAAUAUCAGAACAUGGAGCAUGGCAUAUCAGAGAGAGCCAAGAAAAGGGCAUAAGAGCAAUUGUCUUAGCACUGAAAACAUACCUUUUAUUUUGAAAAUGUUCUUGGAUAUGUCAGCAGUUUUGGGAAGAAGCAAAAACCAGUACGAUAGCAUAUAAAAAGAUGUUCAACACCAUUAAUCAUUAGGAAAAUGCAAAUCAAAACCACCAAGAGAUACUAUUUACAUCCACUAGAAUGGCUAUAAUUAAAAAGGGAGAUAAUUGCAAAUGUUGGCGAGGAUGAGGAUGUGGAGAAACUGGAACCCUUAAACACUGCUGGUGGGACUAUAAAAUUGUGCAGCCACUUUGGAAAAAAGACUGUCAGUUGCCCAAAAGGUUAAACAGCAUUAUUCAUAAUAGCCAAAAAGUAGACCAUCCAAAUGCCCAUCAGCUGAUUAAUGGAUAAGUAAAACGUGGUAUACCCAUACAAUAAAGUAUUAUUUAGCAAACAGAAAGAUGGAGUACUGACACAUGCUACACCUGGAUGAACCCUGAAAACAUUAAGUGGCCAGUCACAAAAGAUCAUGUAUGGUAUGAUUCUGUUUAUAUGAAUGCACAACUCUGAAUAUACUAAAAUCUGCUGAACUGUACAUUUUACAGGUAUGUGAAUUAUAUCUGAAUAAAGCCAUUUUUCCCCAAUUUUUUUGAAAUAUAAUUGAUAUAUAAUAUUGUGUAAGUCAAUUAAGCUGUUUUAAAACAGUGUGAGGUAUAGGGCUGGAGGUGUACUGACCUCAGGAGACACCAUGGAGCUUCCUUGGAAAGUCCUUCUGCAUUAACCCUCAGGGUUGUUGAGGUAUGUUCUUCAGAUGUGUUGCAUCUGAUAUUCAAGAGGACUUUCCAAAAAGAUCACCACUGGGAAUCUAGAACUUUGUAGGAAAAAGAAGAAAGAGAAGUUUAACAAAUGCACUGAAGCACCUACCAAGAAGAAGAGGCAACUCCUGGUCAAAACUAAUGUGGUUACCUUAAUAUCCACAUGGAAAGUAAAAUAAAUCAUUAAUUAAGGAAGCUCCUCAGUGCAUUAGGUUCUCCUCCAGUGCCAGGAAAAAACAGAGUUUGAAGAAUACAUUGGAGACAGAAGUUGACUUCAGGACACUUUUGAAAGAGACCAAAUGUGUUUAACAGUUAAUUUAGUGAAAGUGAAAGCUCGUGGAAGAGGCUGGGAUUGGCAGUUCACCUACAGAACAAAUCUAAAAAGUUAAUCCAAGAAUCAGAGUUAAUCCAAGAAUCUACAUCUGAAAGAUGUAGAAAAACUUUUGCAGGAUAAACAGUGUCUAGUGUUGGACCGUGUGCCAUUGGAGAGGUGUAAACCAGUGGUGUGUCACUAACCUGCAUUCCGAGCCACCCUUGCCCUUCCACAGCUCCAGAACCCACAAGACAAAAAUAAUUCUGAAUACUCUGCCACCGGGGGAUGGCCUAAUCUAAAAUGCUUACAUAAGCCAAUUUUCAGGUUUUUAUAUAGAUGUACGUUAAUCAAGCCAUCUGAUGAACAGAGGGAAAAGCAUGUGUGAACAGUUUCUGAACAGAGAACCUUAGAAAGACUUACUCUUUUGUGUAGCAUGAUUGGCAAAUACUCAAGUACAGGCUAUCUAGUAAAUCUAAAAUCUUGAAGCUAAAAACCAUCCUUUUAUGAAGCGUGACAAGCAGUGACUUUGAUGUUCUUCCUAGAAGCACUGUAUGUGGAAGAUGUAAGAGCAUUUGUGGUUUGUAUUUGCAAGAAUCAAAUACCACAGACUCUCCAAGAAAACCUAAUGUGGGGUUUUGUUUUGAUUUUGUUUAAGUGAAUAAAACAUGAAAAUUUGAAUUUUCAUCUUCCAGAGACUAAGACUAUUCUCGUGGACAAGCUUUUCCCUUCCUCUCUAAAGAACAAUUUAAUUUUAUUUGUUCACUUACAUCUUUGCGUAUCUCCUGAAUUAUAGGCCAAGUCCGUUGUUUAAGCCCAAGAGAAGAUCUAUUUAGCAAUUUCUUCUCACAUGUGGAACCAUGGUCAUUAAGAUGUUGGCCAGAAUAGAACGCUGGUGAAACACAUUUUUUUCAUCAUCUUCAUCAGUAUUUUGGAUUAGGCAAAUUUACUGUCUGGGUGUUCCCUGUAAACUAACUAUACUGUUGUUUGAAUGCCGAAGUUUUGUUCCUAAAGUUUAAGAUGUCUGAAUGUUCAACUAAUGUAUAUUAACUACAAUAAAUGCAUCUUUAAACCCC
Molecule: messenger RNA, 5378 nt
Organism: Orcinus orca (killer whale)
Lineage: Eukaryota; Metazoa; Chordata; Mammalia; Artiodactyla; Delphinidae
Gene: LYRM2
Product: LYR motif containing 2
Exons: 3
Coding region: 2765-3031 (88 amino acids)
Cellular component (GO): mitochondrion
Source: RefSeq, a predicted model, not a curated record